GCACGGUGGUUAAGGUCGUCCAUGGUCUUUGGCCAGCACGCGAUGCGAUAGCUGCGGGGGUCAUUGAGGUCGACUUGAGGGGUAUUCAGCCAGGGCAGAACUUUGUUGUUAAAUGGAGGGGAAAACCGGUUUUUGUGAGAAGACGUACGCAAGCUAUGAUAGAUGCAGCGACUGCUGAUGAUGCAAUCGUUAACAGUUUGAGAGACCCCGAACGCGAUAAGGACCGUGUAAAGAAGCCGGAGUGGUUGGUCAUGCUCGGAGUGUGUACCCAUCUCGGCUGUGUCCCUUACCCCGACCAAGGCCUCUAUGGUGGAUACUUCUGCCCUUGUCAUGGUAGCCAUUAUGAUCAUUCUGGGAGGAUUAGGCUUGGCCCGGCUCCAUUAAACAUGGAGAUACCAACAUAUGAGUUCAUCGAUGACGAUACCAUCAUCUUGGGAUGA
This is a messenger RNA of Perkinsus marinus ATCC 50983, 440 nucleotides long. RefSeq names its product ubiquinol-cytochrome c reductase, putative. Gene Ontology annotation, molecular function: quinol-cytochrome-c reductase activity; 2 iron, 2 sulfur cluster binding. The transcript has 3 exons. NCBI's taxonomy places the organism in Eukaryota, Perkinsozoa, Perkinsida, Perkinsidae. Gene Ontology annotation, biological process: mitochondrial electron transport, ubiquinol to cytochrome c. The annotation marks the transcript as partial. The record is from RefSeq and is a predicted model, not a curated record. Gene Ontology annotation, cellular component: membrane.